Linum trigynum is the source of this 1299-nucleotide messenger RNA. Lineage: Eukaryota; Viridiplantae; Streptophyta; Magnoliopsida; Malpighiales; Linaceae. The record is from the annotation of a GenBank genome assembly.
AUGGCAUCUGAACUCGUUGAUUUUGCAACAAGUGAUAAACUGGUUGAAGUAGAUUGGGCCAAGAACAUUGAGAUCUGUGAAUUAGUUGCUCGGGAUCAAAGGCAGGCUAAGGAUGUUGUUAAAGCAAUAAAAAAACGCCUGGGGAGCAAGAGUCCUAAUUCUCAGUUGUAUGCAGUGAUGUUGCUGGAGAUGUUAAUGAACAAUAUUGGAGAAGCUGUUCAUCACCAGGUGAUUGAUGCUGCCAUUUUGCCAAUUCUUGUGAAGAUAGUGAAGAAAAAGACAGACUUACCCAUCAGAGAGAGGAUAUUUCUUCUUCUAGAUGCUACCCAGACGUCCCUCGGUGGUGCUUCUGGAAAGUUUCCUCAGUAUUACUCGGCAUAUUAUGAGUUGGUGAAUGCAGGAGUAAAGUUCCCUGACAGAUCACGUGAAGUACCAUCAAGUCAUCCUACUCCCCAAUCAAAUAACAGGGCUGAUCAUCCCACUUCACAAUUGAAUAAUGGAGCAAGGCAUCCUACUCCACAAUCAAAUAACAAAACUACACUUAAUCAGGAACUUGCUACCUCUCGGCAGAAAGCAGAGCCCCAAGCCCCUCCAGAGUCUAGUAUUCUUCAGAAGGCUGGUAAUGCAUUAGAAGUGCUGAGAGAAGUUCUUGAUGCUGUUGAUUCUCAAAACCCCGAGGGAGCAAAGGAUGAGUUCACUCUUGAUCUUGUGGAGCAGUGUUCAUUCCAAAAGCAGAGAGUAAUGCAUCUGGUGAUGACUUGUCGGGAUGAGAAAGUGGUUUCUAGAGCAAUUGCAUUGAACGAAGAGCUCCAAAGAGUUCUGACUAGACACGACGAUCUUAUUGCUGGCAGACUUGUGAAUUCGAAUAACUCUAGGGUUUCAGAUAUACCUACUUCAACUGCAAACCGUGUUGAUCAUGAGGUAGAUGAGGAAGAAGAGGAAGUUGAGCAACUCUUCCUAAGGUUACGUAAAGGUAAAGCUUGUGCAAGGCCCGAGGAUGAGGUGAACACAAAGGAGCAACACCAUUUGGGAUUGUUUGCUUCUUCCCUUCCACCCAGUGAAAUGCUGAACCGGCCCCUUAUACGGCCAGUUCAGUCAGGUCAAGCACAGGAUGAGGGUGGCAGAGAGGCUGGUCCAGUUUCUAUCCCACCCCCGCCCGCUAAGCAUAUGGAGAGGGAACGGUUCUUCAAGGAAAAUAAAGCCGAUGGCUCUGCGGUGUCUGGCCAUAUGAGAGGUCUGUCAUUACACAGUCGCAAUGGCAGCAGUUCUCGUAGUGGAAGCAUAGAUUUUACUGAGUAA